Komagataella phaffii GS115 is the source of this 1392-nucleotide messenger RNA. Its product is annotated as Subunit of the origin recognition complex. Gene Ontology annotation, cellular component: nucleus; nuclear origin of replication recognition complex. The transcript has a single exon. Bases 1 to 1392 code for a protein of 463 amino acids. The record is from RefSeq and is a predicted model, not a curated record. Gene Ontology annotation, molecular function: DNA replication origin binding. Gene Ontology annotation, biological process: DNA replication; DNA replication initiation. Lineage: Eukaryota; Fungi; Ascomycota; Pichiomycetes; Pichiales; Pichiaceae.
AUGUUUAGAGACCCUCAAUGGCAGCUACUAAAGUGCUUUUUAGGCGAUGAUGUUUCGUUUAACAAUGUCAUACUACAAGGCGGAAGCGGUGUCGGUAAAUCUUUUCUUCUAAACAAAUUUUUGGAGACAAAAGCAGAUUCCAUAAUAAUUCAAAUAGACUGUGAAACAUGUUUGUCCACUGAAAUGAUAAUGCAGAGAAUCCUCAAUUGUAUAUACGAAUUGGACUUUGACUUUAAAGGCAAAUACACGGCAGGAGAAGUGCGGCAGACGAACCCAGCUUCCACUUGCCAUGACAUCAACAGUUUCAUUGACACAAUUGUCCAGGUAAUUGAGAACGGAUUACAUAAGCCAAUAUUUAUUAUCCUGGAGAAGUUAGAUGAAUGUUUGGAAGAUACAGAGAGUUUUCUGUUGGCUUUGACUAAAGAAGCAGAAGUGGAUGAAUGCUUGAACAGCGUUCACUUUGUGGAGGUUAUAAGUACCUUAAUUCCAGAAAAACUGGCGACCAUUGGGAUUCCUACAAUUUACUUUCCUAAUUAUACUCUUGAAGAGACUAAAGAGAUUUUGAAAAUAAUGAAACAAACCACGCUAGAAAAUCAACUAUUACAAGAAUCAAAAGCUAAACUAGAGAAGAACGCUCCAAUUGAUGAACAAGUGAAAAAUUUCACCGACGAACAACUAGUGUCCACAACAAUACUUAAAUCACAGCAACAAUUCAUAACAACGUUCCUUGGCAUAGUAGUAGAUUCAUUCUAUUUCGUACUCGCAUCUGACCUCAAAGAGCUGGAGAAAAUUGUUGAUAAAAUAUGGGUGCAAUUCAAAGGUCCAUUGAUUGAGACUAACGGGAGAAUAGUGAUGGGGAAGAGUGAUGCUAUAUCAGUGUUCAGACAGUUUAAAUCUUUAUUUCGACCUGAGUAUGCCAUUCCUUGCAGUGUUUUGAAUGAAGAAGAGGGAAAAGCUCUGUUAGAUGACGAUUUAUUUAAUCUGUCACUUUAUGACAAGUACAUCCUGCUGGCAUCGUAUUUGGCGUCGUUUAACGAUCCACGGAAUGACUUGAUCUUUUUCUCAAAGUUCAGAGACGCACGUUUUGAUAAACGUAAAAAGCCCAUGUUGAAAAAGAAAUCUGUAAAGACGUUGACCCCAAAUGCUUUUAGUUUGGAGAGAUUGUUGGCGAUCUUGCAUGCCAUUUAUGAAUCAGAAGUUGAACUUCAAACCGACGUGGAUCUUUUAAAAUCUUUAGCAACUCUAGCAUCUCAAGACAUGAUCCUAAAGUCGAGUAAUGAUGUCUUAGAUGGAAAUACAAGGUGGAAAUGUAAUGUUAGUUGGGACAUCAUCAAAAGCAUAGCCAAGAGCGUGAACUUUGAUAUAAGUGUGUAUCUCCAAAGUGAAUACUAA